AUGACAACGCCGAGCACCCCGACCAUCUUGCCGCCUGGGUUUCAGGCCGCCGUCACUGGCUCCCUGUCGAGCCGUCAGAGUCAAGCGAGUGCGACGACUGGGUCUGCUGCGUCAGUGCCAUUGUACGAGGCGGUCGCAGUGCUGCUGGGCAUGGACGUCCGCUCGCUGUGGGCGACCGUGAGCCACAACGUCGAAAUCAACCGCGCCGAAGUCCUUCAUUGCCUUGCGCAGUGGUCACGCACUGCACCAACCCAGUCCGGGCCAGACAGCGAUUCGAUGGAGAACAAGACGACGACGACGAAGAAGAAGAGCAGCAUUCCCGACGACGCGACCCUGCGCGAGUACAUUCGGGACGCGGCAGAGGGCGUGCACUGGGCGGAGGAGCUCGAGCUGGUCGUUCUGGCAUACGUCUGUGUUGCUCCAAUCGUGAUUUUCUACAAGUCCGCCACCGCCGCCGCCGCCGCCGCCGCCACUGGAGACGCGAGCUCUGUGCAUGAAUUCAAGGCUCGGGCGUCGACGCUUUCGCAUGCGCUGCUGAACGGCAACAACGCAACUGCCGACCCGCUGUUCCUGCUGCUCGACUCGGACCAACCUGGCGGCCGGUUUGUCCCGCUCCAGCACGAGCGCCAUGCUGACCUGAGCUUUUCCUUGCAUGCCGUGGCGCAAGCAGCGCUGCUUGACACUGCGCACGACAACAAUGGCUUGCUGACUCUGUCCUCGUUCAUCCCGUCGCCACAGCCUUGCUUCUUCCGCAUUCUCGACAUUCGCGGGAUGGAUGAUGAAACCAAGAAGCACGUCAUCCAAGCGCCAAUGUACCAGCUCUACAAGCAAAUCUACCGUGGACCGCGCUACGACACGUCCGCCUUCUGCGACAAAAAGUUUGUCGACGAGCUCGCAGACUGCUUUGUCGUGGGCAUGGCAUUCAUCUUUGUGGCUCCCCCGGCUGGGCAGGCCCGCUCUACUCGUCGCUUGGUUGGAGGUGCAUACAUGAAAGUGAGGCCCCUCGUGCAUGCCAACCAGCAGCUGGGCAUUGUCGAAAUGACCUCUGGCUACCUGUCCGAGUUCCGCGGCAAGAACGUCACCACUGUCUUUUCCAUGACCACCUUGCGCACGUACCAGCGAGAGCAUCCCGAGCGGUCCCUCUACUUUUUCGACUUGCUCACGUCGUCAAUCACGUACAACAUGUGCAUCAAAAACUACCCGACGUGCUACCCGCGAUACGAUCGUGCCACGCCUGCUGAAAUUGAGUCGCUCAUGCUCAGGCUGAUUGACGACAUGCCCCAGUACGAUCUCAUCCCUGGCAACACUGAUCCGCUGGUCAUGCGAGGCGCGCAGGUCAAGGAGCCUCCUGCGCAGCUCUUUGCCCGUCUGACGCGCGGUGCCUUCGAACCGCCGCACACUCGCUACUAUUAUGAGAAGACCAAGUCCAUCAACAGCAGUGGCUUGCUUACGCUGACGCACAUCAAUCCCGGGCUGCCCGACCAGAUUUUGGAUGGGUCGGCGGCGCAAGACCGCAAGGUGUUUGCCCAACUGCUUGAACAGCAAAAGAUUUCUGCUUCUGCCCCGGCCACCGCUGCUACUACUGCUGCUGCUACUCCUGCUGCCGCUGGUCCGCCUCCGAGCCGCUUUGUGACGCCGACGGCCGAGUUUACCGAUUUCGCCUACUUGAUCGAGCUGCGCAACAAGCUGCUGCCCAAGCUCACCGGCAGCACCCUGAGCUCCAUGAUGCCAGAGCGUGUCACCAUUGAGCUUUCUGCGGACGACGAGAAUUACUGCCGUGACAUCCUCGGUCACAUGGGCUAUGUCGGUCCGAUCAAGUUUUGCGGCAGUCUCCCUGGCGUGAGCUACCGCCAGCGCGCCGACGUGUUUAGCUCCAAGACCAUGCAGGUCGUGUUCAAGCACGACGGCCACCCAGUCUUUGCGACGGUUGUGCCGCAGGGUGGAUUCAAUCCUUACACGGGUCCCAUCGGAGCCAAGUUUGUCGAGAUGAUUCUGCACGGCGACAUUCCAGUGACGGACAAGUACGUGCUUGAUCUUGGCUGUGGCAGCGGCAACGUGGGUCUUGCUGCCAUCCUGAUGGGUGCGCGCAAUGUCAUUUUCAGCGACAUUGACGCCAUGUACCUGCCCGAGAUUCAGAACAAUCCGCUUGUCAUCGUGGGCGACCACGACUUCCAGGCACAGUCCCUUGUCAGCGAGACCCUCAAGAAGGCUGACAAGCUGGAAAAGUACGACGUGCUCAUGAUGAGUACCCCGACGUUCAACAUGGAGGAGACAGACUCGGCAGACGCAAACUGCACCUCGGCGCUCUUCCAGAGCAAGCAAUUCCUGCGCGACCUCAUCGACCAGGCCGGCCAGAUUCUCAAGUACUCGGGCGACUUGGUGAUUUGGUUUAUGUUUGCCAACUUCCAGCCAGCCACCAUCACGACCUUUUUGAACUUUUUCAAGGGCCACUUUGACGUUCACGAAGUCGCCAUCCUCGCCAUCGAGCCCCAGGCCAAGAUUCCCAUCUUUUCAAAGGACGAGAUUCUCCCUGGCAACUACUAUGUCAUGUACCGCAUCCGCAAGACGGAAGCUUGCCAUGACACAAACGGAUUUGAGGCAAAGGUGAGCGGCGCGCUGCUCAAAAUUGCUGCUGCCCUGCGUCUCUCCGCCGCCAAGUAUUCCGAGCAAGACGAUGCAGGAAUGCGAGAGCUCGCUGUUGAGUUUGAGGCUGCGUCAGUUUCCUCCCAGCAUUGAGGAGCGAGUGAGAAUGUUUUGUGUUGUGUGUUGUGUGUGUGUGUGUGUGUGUGUGUGUGUGUGUGUGUGUGUGUGUGUGUGUGUGUGUGUGUGUGUGUGUGUGUGUGUGUGUGUGUGUGUGUGUGUGUGUGUGUGUGUGCAUGUGUGAGCUUUGAGUUGUUCUUGUUGUGCUUGAAUCCACGU
Molecule: messenger RNA, 2919 nt
Organism: Capsaspora owczarzaki ATCC 30864
Lineage: Eukaryota; Filasterea; Ministeriida; Capsasporidae
Exons: 1
Coding region: 1-2736 (911 amino acids)
Source: RefSeq, a predicted model, not a curated record